Molecule: messenger RNA, 5972 nt
Organism: Danio aesculapii
Lineage: Eukaryota; Metazoa; Chordata; Actinopteri; Cypriniformes; Danionidae
Gene: c20h1orf198
Product: chromosome 20 C1orf198 homolog
Exons: 4
Coding region: 18-1010 (330 amino acids)
Source: RefSeq, a predicted model, not a curated record
GUCCAGCUGUUAAGGAAAUGGCGGCCGCAGCGAUGGCAGGGGCUGCCGGUCCUCCGCAUCUGACGGAGGCUAAAAAGCUGGAGUAUUUCUCCUCCAUAAACUCGAUGGCUCGUAAGAUUAUGCAGGAGAGGGAGAAGAUAAAGGAGACGUACGGCUCGGCUUGGAGUCAAAUGAGUCCGGUCGAGCAGGACGCGGCGAUUGACAACGGGAUGAUGGAUCCGCGGAUCCGGGCUCGGUACGCCAUGCACCGGGUGGACCGAGACGAGGUGAUCUGCUACCCGAAACUGCUCAUCCAGACCGGACAGAAGAUCGUACACUUCGGAGAAGAGGAUUUAACUUGGCAAGAUGAGCACUCAGCACCCUUCUCUUGGGAGACUAAAAGUCAGAUGGAAUUCAGUAUCUCCAAUAUGACUGAACCAUUCAUUCCCCCCUCGGUGACUGAACCCAAACCCAAAACAUCUCAAACCACCAAGCUGCCCAGCAACGACGAGUCCUCCUUCUGGAAGAUCAGUGCCGAACGCUCAAGACUCGAGGGCGAGAAAGCCGAAUUUCCCUCUCUGACGCCCAGUCAGAUCAAGUCUUUAGAGAAAGGAGAGAAGCCGUUGCCUUCGUACCUGAGGUCAGAGUCUGGGUCGAGGGAUACGGAGGAAGCUCCUGUUUCAAGGCCAGUCAAACAGAGAGGCCCCAAACCUCCAGCACCACCUCCGCCGCCCCCCGUUCCCAUCAGCGUGACCCCUGUGGCCAUCAGUGUGACCCCAACUCCUCCAGCUCCAGUGUCUUCGUUGGAGGAAGGCUGGGAAAGAGCCCAAAGCACGCUUCCUUCAGUAAGCAGCACCACGGAUGAGGUGUUCAGUCCUGGUCUGGUCACGAGGUCUUCCUCUCAAUCCAACAGCACAGUUAAAGAUGGGGAAAAGGCAGAAGCCUCACCCGCCUCCAGUCCAACCUUCUCACAGUUCAACACAAGCAGCUCUAUCCUGAAGACUGGAUUUGACUUCUUGGACAACUGGUAACUCGAAAAACCUUGCAGAAGCUAUUCCAGAUCCUUGGACCUACAUGCGCGACAAACUCAACGCUACAGGACACCUCCCUUUUUUAAAAAAAAAAUGCUUCAGUAGUUUAUUUAUAGAGCAUUGAUAUCACUAUGAUUGUAUUAAAAUCUUCAUCAAUCUGAACUCAUCUCACUGGUUAGAUGAUACUGAACGCAUGAGCUAUGAUGCAAUGAUCCGAGCAUACGUCUAUCCUUGUUUCUUAUGCUGUUUUCACACAAGGUACAAUUCUUUAAAUCAGAGGCCAUUGCUGUUAAUACCAUGUUGGUCUGCUCUCCAACUUUUACGUUGUUUAGAUCUACACUACAUUCCUUGAUCAUCAACAUUAGAAACACAAAUAGUUUAUCAUUGUAGCAAGUCUUGAAGUUGCAAAACAUUGUUUUGAUUUUGUUUGGUGUUCGGCACAAUACACUUAAUCAAUACCAGCCCACUUCUGCAUCGCAUUGACAAAGACCACAGACUUGAACUGUGGUCCACAUUUCACCAAACCACAAACUAAAAUCACUUUUGGAUCUCCAGUUUAACUCUUUUAUGCAUAGUUGCAGAACUUUGGAAGACUCAUUAGCCAAACAAUUUGAAUGCUACAUUGCUUUCACUGCCAUAUGUUUCUAUCUAUAUUUAUCUAGACCUCGAUACUUGUGUUAAGAUGCUUCACUGUACAUUUAUUAAAAUAAGGACCUGAAUAAGGCAACGUAGCGCUGGCAUGGUUUUGAGACGAUCGCACCUUGCUUGUUUUGUAGACUUUUUAUAUAUGCGUGUCAUUGUAUGCUUUGAAGUGAAAUAUUUACUUUUCUCCUAAAUGCGGUCUGUUGUCUCGUUCCUGUAGCUCGGUACACUAGGGGUGAGCUAAUAAUUUAAAGCAAUAGGUCAAGUCCAUAUUCUUUGUUAGGCUCGAAACACACUCCACACGUGCAGAUGCAACGUUUUAGGCCAAUUUUAUACUCUUUCGUAUUUUCAUUUAUAGCUAUCGCCGUACCUUAAUGCAAACCCUGAUGCUCACCUCUAAAAAAUGUAACUACACGUUGAGAUGAUUCGGAUCGCAAGAUCUGUGAUUGGUCAGCUAGGUAAAUGGUGACAGAUGGGCUGUGGAAGUGUCUAGCAAGUUUCGAGUCCAGCAGAAGAGCUCUGGAUGGAUACUUUUGUGCUUAUUUUAUGAUCAAAGUUGUUGAAUGUCUCUUUUUACCCUGAAUGAGUUUAACUUUGAGGUACGUCUACAGCAGGAUCGCAUGAUUUCCAUUAUACAUCCAUACACCGGCUAAGAAACUAUGCACUGUGGAUCCUACAAACCCUACUGCCUACAAGUGUUUUGAAAGUGUUAUUGCUGAGCAGCACAGACAGAAUGCAGAAGUACAAACUGUCAAAACUACAUCAUGGGAUCACUUGUUCAGGCUUUGUUAUUGCAAUGUGUUAAUUGUAGUACACAGGUCUCAAACUCAAUUCCUGGAGUGCUGCAGCUCUGCAGAGUUUUACUCCAACCCUAAUCAAACACUGCUGAUCCAACUAAUUAAGGUGUUAAAGACUACUAGAGAAUAUUAAGCAGGUGUGAGUUGCAGGUGGGGCUACACGGGUAGCACAUUCGCCUCACAGCAAGAUGGUUGCUGGUUAGAGCCUCGGCUGGGUUAGUUGGUGCUUCUGUGUGGAGUUUGCAUGUUCUCCCCGUGUUGGUGUGGGUUUUCUUCCGGGUGCUCUGGUUUCCCCCACAAGUCCAAAGACAUGCGAUACAGGUGAAUUGGGUAGGCUAAAUCGUCCAUAGUGUAUGUGUGUAAAUGAGUGUGAAUGGAUGUUUCCCAGUAAUGAGUUGCAGCUGAAAGGGCAUCCGCUGCGUGAAACAAGUGCUGGAUAAGUUGGUGGUCCAUUGCGCUGUGGUGACCCCAGAUUAAUAAAGGGACUAAGCUGAAAAGAAAAUAAAUAAAUGAGUUGCAGGUGGUUGGAGCUAAACUAUGUAGAGCUGUGGCCCUCCAGGAAUUGAGUUGGAGACCAUUGUUGUACAUUGGUGGCAUAGACUGAACAACGAUGGCGGCAGCGUCUCCACUUUCUUUCACUAGAAAUGUGAAACCAAAAUAUCCCCAAAAAUGGGUGUGGACAUUUUGCGCUCAUGUCAUUUGGAGCCAGAGUCUACUAAGCAGAAAUCACGAAGUAGACAUGCAGUAUUUAGAUACCGGCCAUAUUCCUACAGGCUUGUAUAGUUAAUUAAAAAGAAUUAGCACUACCAGCUAACGGUAAUCCACUUUUUCCCCCAAAAACACUAGAGUUUAUGACCUAUCCUGUUAUUAUUUAAAAUUAUUUUGGCUUCUUUUUUUUUUUUUUUUGGCAUGCAUGCAUGGGCAACUAGUCUUGCGUAUAUUGCAGUUUUCAUUUGCCAAGAACCAUCCAGAGGCCAUCUGAUUAUGGAAGGCAACCAACCACAGUUAGUUUUGUUUAGCAUCAGGUAUAGGGCCAUGAAAAUGGAAAAUCAGUGUCCUUACUAUAACUGACUGACAUGUCUCAAUUAGUUGAUUAUAAGCAAUGUUGUAGUUUUAAACAUUACUUUUUUCUUUCAUAUGAGGGGUUUGUCGUCAUGGCGCCUUUAUUUUCAGACAGACAUUUAAAAUAAGAUAUAGGUCUCCUGGAAAUCUUGCAAAAUUCACCAUUUUGAUGAUGAUGACUCUGAAACAUUGAAAGUUUUUCCAAUUUUGAGUGCCCUAUAUGCAUCUAACCAAUGCCCAGACUAUUCUUCAUUUUUUACGUGCACGCCACCGUAGCCACAAACACAAUGCCUUUCAGCGUAUACUUUAUUUCACAUGAUCUUGCAAUAUUCUUGUGGCAAAAAGAGGUGUGUGCAUAAUCACUUGCCAACAUGAAGCUCUUUGUGUAUUUUAGGCUCAAGUUUCAUUCUAAUCUCUUUCCACAAUAUCUUCUCUAUGCAAGUUGUAUGCUGUAGCUUGCAUGCGUUUCAGUCUGUUCCACUUAGGGGUCGUUCACAUAUUGCCCCUAAAAGUUUUAUUCAUCUGUUUUAAAAUCACUCAGAGCUUGUGGUGAUGUAGCAUCUGUCUUUGCUAAGCAACUAUCAACCGAACUCUCAGAGGAUUCAUUACUGACAAACUCUUGCUAAAGCACUGAUACAAGUUUUUUUUACCUCAUCAUAUCUAUAAACUCUACAGCUAUUAAUGAAAUCUGUAUAAUCUAUACAAAGUGCGAAGCUGAUUGGUUGGUUCUUGUCACAUGGCAUACUAAGAAGUUGAGAUGUUUUCAUCUCGCUGUGAUUUAGACGCAACAAAACAAAUGCGGCUCACCACAUCACUCCUUACUUGUGCGCACAUUUGAAUGGACGAACUUUUGCAUGCUAUGUGAAUGCCCCCUUUUGCAGUUUAGCUUUAGAUACUUGUGAAUCAACUCCAUCUUAUGGAUAAACUAAUUUAUUUAAAAAUGUAAAUGUUAUUAGGCCUGCAUGAUAACUUGAAAUUAAAUCGCAAUCACUAUUAAGCAAAGGCUGUGAUUGUCAUGCACAUCUUGUCAGGGAAGCACGGUUCUGUGAUCAGUAGUAAAUCUCUGAAGGGCAAGAGGGAACUCUUGUGCAGAAAUGCCAAACACACCAUGAAAAAGUAACCCAGGAAAUCCUGGUUGCUGAAUAAACUGAAGAUUUAACUGCUUUCAUUGAUUCAACAUGAACCAAACUUAUUCCUGGAGGGCCGGUAUCCUGCAGAGUUUAAUGCCAAGCGUAAUAAAAUACACUUAAACAAGCUAAUCAAGGUCUUGAAACCUCCGGGCAAGUGUGUGGAGGCAAGUUGUAGCAGAGACACUGGCCCUCCAGGACUGAGAUUGGUGACCCCUGACAUGACUGAAAGCUGGUUUAUACUUGUCUCGAGUGAUCGGCGUGACCAACAGAGCCUGCCUUGCGCCUAGUCAUGCAUUUAUACUUCUGCGUGUUGUUUGUGUUGCUUUGCAAUAACAUACUGCCAGCUAUUGUUUUGGAAGGGUUUUUAUACCUCUGUGUUGAGUUUCUUGCGGGUGUUUUGUUUUUUCUGAACGCUACCUUAAUGUAGAAGUAGCUAAAUCUUGCUCAUUCAGAUGCAGGAACAACUUUAAUCAUAAGGUAAACACAAAACAACAGUUUUCAUCUGGAGCUUCUUCACAGGAAUCCACACUUGUAAACACUUGCUCCAAUGGGUUCGCACAGCUCUUGUUCGCCCACAUUGGACACAAGCUGAGCAAUAACAAAGCUUGUGCUGCGAGUCGUUGUGACUUGUAGUUAAAUUUUUUGAGAGUUGUACGUCAGCGUCAGCCAUGGCGAGUGCUAUGCUACCGCACGAAGGCUGUGCCGGAGCUUACGCGUGCGCUUGACAUAUAAAUCAGCCUUAAUAAACAUGACUGCAGUCUUCUAACAAUAGGAUUCAUGUCAAACACCCGAUUAAAGUGAGAUAAUGCUCCUCUAUGAACCAGUUUUACUGAGAAAAUACGCAUGACAGUCACCUUCUAUUAAAUUCUACAACCCUACUGUUAUGAUUUUACAUAACUACAAAAGCCUGCCCCAUAUAAGCUAUUCUAUACUAAAGACAAAAUUCACAUUGUGCACACUGUACACUAACCCUCACAGACACGUAAAAUGUGGAGUAUACUUUGGGCUUCAUUGAUUGAUUGGUGGUAACAAACUGUUAAAGGGAUGAUGGAGUAACCAUCUGCACCAUUAAAACAAGUAGCUAUUAUUCAGGUCGACAGUUGAACUAGAGUUUGAUGUAAGAAAAUGGAACAACGUGCCAAAUCGAGACACUUUUGCGUUCAUUAUAUUGUAUAAUUCAGAGCUCAACAAACUAGAGUUCAGGGAAGGACUUAUUUAUGAAGUUUUGUUAUGAGUUGUUUUUUAAAAUAUAAAAUAUGUGGCCUGGUGCCAGUGUUUAUGCAUUCAUAUAUCUGUAAUGCAAGAUAAGUACAAUAAAAGACGCACACUAA